AAUUUUAGAGUUCCAGAAAUCUAGUUUUUAUCUUCUAUAUAUGCUGCGUCAUUUAUCUUGUGUGUAUGAUUUUAAAUUGAUUGAUUUGCAGGUGUCGUAUUGUGCUUGUUGUGGUAGAGGAGUAAGAAGGGAUAAUGAUUUCUAUUCAGAAAUGGAAAUGUUCAUGGUCUUUGAUAGCAACAAUUGUGUCUGUAGGGGCACUAGUUUCGGCAGCUCCUCUGUUCUUGUUUCCUGUGCUGCCUUUUUUAGAUUGCUUCAAUGUACGGAAUUCUAGUGUCCCGAUUAAUGGAACAGUGGAUGAAAGGAAUCAUCAUCAUGUCUUGGAAAAUUUCAAAUCGGUUCUAGAUUUAGAGCCUAGGUUUCCAGUUGACUUGCAUGGGGUAGUGGUUCAUUGGAAUGCUCCAUGGAAGGCUGAGAUUGGGCGAUGGCUUUCUGUCUGGGAUUCAGCUACUAAGGAUGUCACUGUUGUUGAGUCGAGGGAAAUGCUUAUUCUCUCUAGGUGGAAGAACUUGGUGAAAUUCGAUCGACUCAUGAGGCUAGAUUUGGAUCUUGACAUGCUCUUUCUUAGUUCUGAGACAGCUUAAGUUGAUGUCAAAUCCAGUUUCAGUCUGGUAGGUGUUAUUGUCAACUGUUUUGUUUGCAGACAAUAAGGGGCAGGAGCUGCAAAAUUAACUGUAGUGGUCAAGGAGUCUGUAACUCUGAACUUGGUCAAUGUCGGUGUUUUCACGGAUUUAGAGGUGAGCUAUUUUUCUAUCUUAUUGUAAUCUACAUCAAUUUUAGUGAAAUAUUUUAAAUAAAUAGCAGAAACUAGCACAGGUUGACAUCUGCCUUUGAUUAUCCCUGUUAUAAGAGCCAUUAGCUUGUUCAUUCGAUGAACAUGGAAGUUGAAACUGCGGGACUGGAAAAGUCUGAUGGCUAAUUGGAAAAGUCAGGUGAUUAGAUUUGGCAUUGCCAACAGUGGAUGGUUUCCAGGGUCGAGAGAAGGAAGCCAUCAUUAUUUCAAUGGUUCGAUCGAACUCGAGGAAAGAGGUACUUUAAGCCUCUGCAGUUCAUCUUUUUGUUUCCUUUUAGAUUUGAGAUGAAGAAGAUUAGUUAUAGAGAUUUUAGCAGUUGAAACUUGGGAACCUUUUCAAAACAUUUCAGGUGGGGUUUUUGAGUGACCACAGGCGAAUGAAUGUGGCUGUGACACGGGCAAGAAGACAGUGUUGUCUUGUAUGUGACACAGAGACAGUGAGUGGUAAUGGGUUCUUAAAGCGAUUAAUUGAUCAUUUUGAGGAGCACGGGGAGUAUCUAAGUGCAUCAGAGCACCUCAAUGAAUAAGCAAAGGUUGCUAGUGAAGAGGGCUGUUUUAGACUGUCACAGAUUAUCAUAUCGUUUCCUGGAAGAUGUAACUUGGAAAGUAUUCUCACCAUCUGACAGUUGAUUGGAGAAGAUUUUACCCGUUUUUAUUCAUCUAAUUGGCCAGAAACGAUUAUGCUUUGUAUUUUUUACCAGGAUUUUGAAAUAGAUUAUCAAAAUCUAGUCUA
Populus euphratica (Euphrates poplar) is the source of this 1526-nucleotide messenger RNA. RefSeq lists its product as uncharacterized. The record is from RefSeq and is a predicted model, not a curated record. Bases 135 to 584 code for a protein of 149 amino acids. The transcript is spliced from 2 exons. NCBI's taxonomy places the organism in Eukaryota, Viridiplantae, Streptophyta, Magnoliopsida, Malpighiales, Salicaceae.